GCGCGGCGGCGCCGGGACCGCGGCGCAGCCCCGGGGACAGGGCUCGGCCCGGCGGCGCCGCCGCCCCCGGGACGGACGCGCCCGCGGCAAAAUGGGCGCCCUGGGCCUGGCCCUGGGGAUUUUCCACUACCUGGGGUUCUACCUGCAGCUCGGCGCCGCCUCCCGGCACCCCCCGUGGGACGCCCAGGCGGUGGGCAGCGCCCUCUUCACCGAGACCCCCCACGACAUGACGGCGCGGGCAGGCGAGGACGUGGAGAUGGCUUGUUCCUUCCGAGGCAGCGGCUCCCCCUCCUACUCCCUUGAGAUUCAGUGGUGGUACGUCCGCAACCACAGGGACUGGACGGACAAACAGACAUGGGCUUCCAACCAGCUGGACCCAUCACUGCAGGAGGAGCCGGGGAAGGAGGCAACAAAAAUAAGCGUGGUGAAGGUGGUCGGCAGCAACAUCUCCCACAAGCUGCGGCUGUCGCGGGUGAAGCCGUCGGACGAGGGGACCUACGAGUGCCGGGUGAUCGACUCCAGCGACGGCAACGCGCGGCACCACAAGGUGAAGGCUUACCUGCGGGUGGAGGCGGUGGGGGCCGUGGGGCACCCCCAGGACACCCAGCUGCAGGGGGCCCCGCUGCCAGACCCCGCACCGGGCCCGGCCCACGCACACCCACACCCCCACAAAGCCGGCAAGGAGCUGAGGAAGCGCUCGGCGGACGCCUCCUGCCUGCUGUAGGCAGGCGGUGCCAG
Molecule: messenger RNA, 738 nt
Organism: Calypte anna (Anna's hummingbird)
Lineage: Eukaryota; Metazoa; Chordata; Aves; Apodiformes; Trochilidae
Gene: VSTM2L
Product: V-set and transmembrane domain containing 2 like
Exons: 4
Coding region: 92-724 (210 amino acids)
Source: RefSeq, a predicted model, not a curated record